UCUGCGAGGGACCCCCCAUUAAUUUCUUGGUAGAGGUGGCUAAUCAAACAGCGUAUUUCUCUUGGGAGCCUCCAACAUUGAAGGAUUGCCUUCAAGGUGUAAUACGUCAUUAUCGACUGGUCAUUAAGGAGGAAUCAAAUCACAGCGCAGUAACUGAGGUUUUAUUACCAGAUAUCCUUUUACAGACCAAUGUCACUGAACUCAAGAAUGGCGUCCGCUACCUAGCAACUAUAACCACAUGGACACGUCCUGAUCUACCCUUCGGCCCGGAAGCCAACGUUUCCUUUCUUGUUGGCUCUUUAGCAUCGACCUCGUCGUUGUUCCCGUCAAGCACCCAGAUUCUGACAUCGUCCUCAAGCCUGACGUCUGUUUUUCCAACGAGCUCCUUCCAAUCCAAUCACAAUGCUACCAGCAUCGCCAACUCCUAUUCCAUUAACCCUAAGCCAUCAUCUAGUCCCAGCCGUUCACAGUCGACAGUUGCUUGUGUGUCUUCAUGGGAGGGGUGGGGCGAGUGGAGCACUUGUAGUAGGACCUGCGGCGAUGGCGUACGCAUGCGUGUUCGCAUGCACUCCCCCUGUCACCUUGAAGCAUCGGAGUCUGGAACGGCAAGCGAGCAGGAAACGGAAAAAUGUAACGUGCAGCAAUGCACAGAAAUCGAUUUGAUCGUAACUGUUAACAUAACUGGUGAGACGUGGAGUGACAGCCUGCUAGACAACAGCAGUUUGGAAUUUCGUGAGCUCGAGCAGAAAAUCGCUAGAAAUGUGGCCGAGUUUUAUGGUAGUAAGAACGUGACGAAUGGAACAACCCUUCUUUCGUGCAGGAAGGGGAGUGUGAUCAGCACUUUCAGCAUCAAGUUCAAGAAGUCGUUCUCUGAUGAGCUGCUGACCCUUCAGGAAAUGAUGGAAGUCAAUCAGUCCAUCAGUAACAUCAGUCUCCGGCUACUACAACUCUCAAUUAGUCAAAUGUCAGAUUUGACUCCGCCUUCAAUCGCAAGCUUCAAUGAACUAACUCCCGACUCAAUACAGAUCACGUGGAACCCUGUAACCAUGGCAAUCCCGUUGCUUGGUUACAUCAUAUAUUACCGUUCGAGUGAGAACAGCACGUGGCUUUCUCGCCUUUGCGCAGACUGUACCGUCUCUACGGCCGUGGAAGGACUCGCCACGGAUACCGAGUACCGGUUCCGUGUACAAGGCGUGACUAGUAUUGGCAAUACCCUCGUGGGACCCUACAAGCUGUAUCGGACCCCGGUUAUCGCACCAAUAAAAGCUUUGCCAGGAAUUCGUGCCAAGCCCCUCACGUCCACGAGUGUCACGGUGGAAUGGGAUCCAUUACAGCCGCUGACCGCAGAGGGAGGUGACCUGGUCUCUCACAAAAUCAUCGCAGUUGAACGAGAUUCGGGCGAGGUCACUCAGCUUACCACCAAUAGCUGGACAAACUGGGUGAUACUGCGUGACCUGAAGAAGUUUACUUGGUACUACGUUCGAGUUGUGGGGCUGACUAAAGAUGGCUUAGGUCCAUCGAACGCUGGCGUGGCGGUCCAAACUAAGGAAGACGUUCCCAGUGCUCCUCCAGAGAAUCUAAGCAUCCGGGACAUGCUGGACACGUCUACCAUAAUUGUAAGCUGGGACCCUGUACCCAGGCCCUCCCGUAAUGGGAUCAUCAAGGGCUACACCUUAUCCUACACGGCGACGUCACUCAAAGGCGACAAGGAGAGCCCGAUUGAGGUGGACCUCCCUGCCGACGCCUCGCAGGUCGUGCUCGACAAGCUUAGUCCGUCUUCUACUUAUCGCAUCUCACUGUCUGCGUACACCGCUAGGGGUGGCGGAAAAAGCGUUACUGCAACUGGAGCCACCUGUAGAUGUCCAAAGGAACUCCAAACCAACUGGUGGGUCAUCCCACCGUAUCUCGUCACAGCCCCUGGGGAUAGUGAGCCUGAUGGCAUCUUCGGACCGCUUGUUCAGCAGAUGUUUUCAGAAGUGUGUGGGUUGUGUAUGAAUGGCCACAACGAAACCUUUUUGCGCUUCAAUACUUCAGGGAGCGGUCGCAUUGCGAAAAAGAAAUCCCAGCUUGCGGUCAUCCGGGAAAUUGAUGACAUCACAGACAUCAGCUUUCCGAUUAGCGGGCGGAAGGACGAUACUAGAUACAUGGAUAAGUAUGCCUACCUGCCUCUGGUGGAGUCCCCAGGGAUUGUUUUCAUUGUCACUCGAGGGAAUGCUGGCACCGAAAAGACCAACACCCUGAGCGCGUCCCUGGUCGCCUGCUGGCCUGUGGUUGCACUUUUCGUUUUCAUGAGCUAUAUCGUGGGGGCGGUCCUUUGGUUCACGGAGAAAAAGGGCAACGCAGUGCAGUUUCCGCCGGCUUUCAUCAAAGGUGCAUCGGAGGGGUUUUGGUUCAGCUUUGUUACCAUGACGACAGUUGGGUAUGGUGACCGCGUGCCCCUUAGCAAUGCAGGUCGACUGAUAGCUUUUUGGUGGACGCUGAUUGGCCUGGUGAUGGUGUCAAUUUUUACUGGUGUCAUUACGUCAUCGCUGACGGCAACUGCCGUGUCUCUCAAUAAGGAGAUAAUGCUAUACGGGACAAAUGUUAGUGCCAUUGCGAAUUCAACUGAAUUCAGAGUUGGAAUUUUAAAGAAUGCGCGAAUGUUUCCUUUUCCCGACAUGGAGGAGUCGUUCCGGGCCGUCCUAAGGGGGGAGGUGAAGGGAAUGCUGGUUGACGCCUAUGUCGCCAGCAGUAUGCAGCAUCUCUUUGCGGGACAAGACGUGUACGUGAACAGAGUCAUUGAUCGCUCACUCAGCUACGGCAUUGUCCUGUCCGGGCAGGCCGUCCGGCUGGAGUCCGCCUGUAGCGAGUAUAUGACCACCCACAAGGAACACAUUGUUAGACUUAUAAAAGCUAACGUCAAGUUGCUCAAUCUUGACGCGAAGUCCGAAGUCUUUGCAAACAACACGUCAGGUGCAGUAGACAAAGUGUCCGAUUUGUCCGGUGCGUCCGAGGCACGUCCCCUUGUUACAUUUGAACAGGUACUGUUCAUAGUGGGUGCGUCGUUUGGCGCAUGCGUACUACUUGGGUUGACAUGGCAGGUGUACUACUCCAUCAAGAAGAAAAACGAAAAUCAUUCGAAGAUAGACAGCGAUUCCAAGAAAGCCAUCAUUGAGUUGCGUGAGAUGGUUGAGGAGUUCCACGGCACGUUUGUGAAUCUGUCACUGCGGCUAAAGCGAGAACGCACAGAACACACACGAUGUCUUCUUAAGAGGAGAAAAGCGAUGGGUAUGGCGUGGAAGCCGCUGGGCAAUACCACAACCUCAAGCAUCUUAUAAAAACCUUACAGAAAGGACAUCUGAACUCGACAAAGUUAUUCAUAUCCAAAUAAGAUCGCACCCGAGAAUCCAUGUGUCGUUGUUAAUUGGUUCAUGGGUAAACAUAUAAUUAGCUGAGAACUGAUCUUUGAAAGUGAAUGCUUGCAACUUUCCAAAGCCGAUUUUGCUUUUAUUUGGAUUUUUAUUUAUUUUACUGCUGGUUUACACACAUGGUUGUCUACCAAAAAUGGUUAAACUCUUACCUUGAAAAAUAGUUUUUUCUGUAAUUAUCAGUUUCCCAUGCAUAUAAAACACAUGAUAAAAAUAAUGAUUUUUCUAGUUUUAUGGAAGGAUAUGUAACAUAAAGAGAGGGUUUCACUCCACUCGGGCUAUAGAAUAGCAGUCUAAAGAGUGUCGAAUAAAAGUAGUAUUUGUCCUGUU
Molecule: messenger RNA, 3737 nt
Organism: Nematostella vectensis (starlet sea anemone)
Lineage: Eukaryota; Metazoa; Cnidaria; Anthozoa; Actiniaria; Edwardsiidae
Product: phosphatidylinositol phosphatase PTPRQ
Biological process (GO): cytokine-mediated signaling pathway
Cellular component (GO): external side of plasma membrane; signaling receptor complex
Molecular function (GO): cytokine receptor activity; cytokine binding
Source: RefSeq, a predicted model, not a curated record